This is a messenger RNA of Sander lucioperca (pikeperch), 1315 nucleotides long. RefSeq names its product CCAAT enhancer binding protein gamma (gene cebpg). The transcript is spliced from 2 exons. Gene Ontology annotation, biological process: regulation of transcription by RNA polymerase II; DNA-templated transcription. Lineage: Eukaryota; Metazoa; Chordata; Actinopteri; Perciformes; Percidae. Bases 512 to 985 code for a protein of 157 amino acids. The record is from RefSeq and is a predicted model, not a curated record. Gene Ontology annotation, molecular function: RNA polymerase II cis-regulatory region sequence-specific DNA binding; DNA-binding transcription factor activity, RNA polymerase II-specific.
UUAUUAUAUAAUUUGAGUGUGUAUAAUUAGGAGUUCCAGUGUGAUUCAGUUUCAUCAUUCAGAGAUGAAGUCAUUCGUGUUUGAACUGCUUUGACCAACCUACGUAAACAAAACCAACAAAAAAAAAAUGCCCGCUUCCUAUUGGUGGAACGAGAUGUCAGUCACAGAGUGGGCAUUGCAUCACUCAGCCGCACUCUCGCUCAUGAUUGGCCGAGCGCUUGCUUCGCUGCCGCCCCCCUCGCCUCUGAUUGGCUGAUCGUGGACAUUGCCGUACAUGGUAAAAGAGAUUUCGCAAUCGUCUCUCCUCUCCAUGUUCCAAACAAAAACACUCAGCGCUCACACACAGACGGGAUUAAAACCUACUCUUUCUACGUUAACUUGUUCUACUUUGACGGAUGGUUGACUCCCCCGCCGCCCCGUGAAGGCUCUGAAGAAUCUCCUGCUUCCCGUCUUUGAUUCAUCUGCUACCUGAGGAGACUCGGACCUCAGCACCUGAAGGCAACGCAUCCAAAUGAGCCGGCCGUCGCAGGCGAAACAACCCACACCCGACCACCACGGCGUGAGCGUAAUCCAGAGCCAGUCCCACGCCAUCGUCGCUCCCGGCCUGCAGCAAGUCCCGCAGCUAGUCCCCGCUAACACUUCAGCCGGAGGCGGGAAGGCCGCGAAGAUGAAGAAGCCGUCGGCAGACAAGGAGAGCGACGAAUACCGCCAACGGCGCGAACGCAACAAUCUGGCGGUGAAAAAGAGCCGCAUGCGCAGCAAGCAGAAGGCGAUGGACACACAGCAGCGCGUCAACGAGCUGAAAGAGGAGAACGAACGGCUCGAAGCCAAAAUCAAACUGCUGAGCAAAGAGCUGAGCGUGCUCAAAGACCUCUUCCUGGAGCACGCACACAACCUGGCCGACAACGUGCACCCGCCUGCUGGCGGCGAGGGCGCAAGCCCCGCCCCCAACAACAGCAACAACAUCUCGGCCAAUGGGCAGUGAGGGGGCGGAGCCACACGGACGUUUGAUUACGGUUUCGCUCGCCUGUCGUCUACAGCUUCUGUGGAAACUUCUGUCACUUCACAUGUUGGAAAUUAACGUCACGACUUCUUUUGGGUUUUUUUUUUGUUGUAUUUUUUCGGAAAUGGACAUUAUUCACCCCCCUCCCUCUAAAGCUGGAGAAGUUGUGGACAGUAAAACGUUUGAUUACGGGAGCUACUGUCACUUCUCACGUAGGAAACUUCUUAGUGUAUUAACUCUUUAUUAACUAACUCACACACACACACACACUGAGACACAGACACACACACACACACACACACACACACACAC